UUCUCCAAAGUAAAAGGAUAUUUGCCUGAAAGUGAAACUGAAGAGGGUGUUUAUCUAAACGCUCCUGCAAUCCAAACACUUGAGAGUCCAUUGACAAAUGUCUUCCUCCCAAUUCUGUAUAUCAUCGUGUUUGCUGUUGGUGCACCUACCAAUGCCAUGGCCAUUUGGGUCUUCCUCUUCAGAACCAAGAAGAAACACCCUGCUGCCAUCUAUAUGGCAAACCUGGCACUGUCUGACCUCCUGUUUGUCGUGUGGAUCCCACUGAAAAUUGCCUACCACUUCAAAGGAAAUAACUGGAUCUUUCCCGAGGGGCUGUGCAAAGUGUUGAUUGGGUUUUUCUAUGGAAACAUGUACUGCUCCAUCCUCUUUAUCACCUGUAUCAGUCUACAGCGAUACUGGGCCAUUGUCCAUCCCAUGUCUGUUCACAGGAGAAGGAAUCAAAUAGCCAUUGUGAUUUCCAUCACUAUAUGGGCUGUAAUUUGGCUGGCAACUACACCGCUCUAUCUGUAUGACCAAACUGUCAAAAUCCUCCACCUUGACAUCGUCACCUGCCAUGACGUCACCAGGAGAAGUCAAGCAAAGAUUCCUGCGGGCUACUUUAUCACCAUGGGGAUUGUGGGCUUCAUCAUUCCCUCCAUAGUGUGCAUAGUGGCAUAUGUCCUAAUGCUCAGGGCUCUGAAAAGCUCCAUGACGGAUAAGCAUAUUGGUCAGAAGCGAAGAAAGGCCAUCGUCCUGAUCAUCACUGUCCUCGUUCUGUUCCUGGUGUGUUUCGCUCCCAGCAACAUCAUGCUACUUGUCCACUACUCCCUCCUGCUCCGCGGUGAGGUGAACAAUGGCUACGGCUUCUACGUCACCACGCUGUGCCUAGCAAGUCUCAACAGCUGCCUGGACCCUUUUGUUUACUACUUCAUCUCAGAGGAGUUCCGGGACAACGUGAAGAACACCCUCCUGUGCAGGAGCAAUCGCACCGUGGAGAGGAUGCGAGUCUCCUUCAGUGCACUAAAGUACUCUAAGAAGAGCAGCACGUACACAUCCGAGUCUGGCAACACGCAGAGCACUAGCUGCUGAUGUGAGGCAGGAGACCGUUCUUAGACUUCAACUCAGGUCACGCUUCCAUUGUUUUUAUGUGUAAACAGUCUUCCAAUUUGUUGGUGGCUCUUUAAAAAAAAAAAAAAAAAAAAAAAAACAUUUUAUAAAACUGGCACUGGCAUUUUCUUAUUAUUUGUGAGGCCCCCUUGGAAGUAAGAGUGUCUCUACAGUUUUAUAUAUAAUUUAUCUUUGCGUUACACUUUCUGGUUUCACCAUGCCCUCCUUCCACAGUGGUAAUGUGCACAUAUUCAAGUUGCCGAGGGACCUUUUACUGUUACUCCGCAGUUUGUUUGUAGUCACCAGUGUACAUGUUAAAAGCACAUUAUUUAUAUUAAAAGACCAGGUGUAUAUAAUCUUUAUUUGUUUUUGUACAUGAACUGAUUUUUCCUCUCUCUUUUUAUUUCUUGCUCAGAAAUAUUCAAUAUAUUUUUCUGCAAUUUAUUUCUGUUCAAUAAAAAUGCUUUCCAUGUCA
Conger conger (European conger) is the source of this 1561-nucleotide messenger RNA. RefSeq names its product proteinase-activated receptor 2-like. NCBI's taxonomy places the organism in Eukaryota, Metazoa, Chordata, Actinopteri, Anguilliformes, Congridae. The transcript has a single exon. The annotation marks the transcript as partial. Gene Ontology annotation, molecular function: thrombin-activated receptor activity. Gene Ontology annotation, cellular component: membrane. The record is from RefSeq and is a predicted model, not a curated record. Gene Ontology annotation, biological process: positive regulation of Rho protein signal transduction; blood coagulation; phospholipase C-activating G protein-coupled receptor signaling pathway.